Dioscorea cayenensis subsp. rotundata (Guinea yam) is the source of this 8035-nucleotide messenger RNA. Its product is annotated as small subunit processome component 20 homolog. NCBI's taxonomy places the organism in Eukaryota, Viridiplantae, Streptophyta, Magnoliopsida, Dioscoreales, Dioscoreaceae. Gene Ontology annotation, cellular component: 90S preribosome; small-subunit processome; nucleolus. The record is from RefSeq and is a predicted model, not a curated record.
AUGGCGGACCACCAGUCCCUGGCGGUCAAGUCCCUCAACACCUCCUCCGGCCGCCGCCGCUUUGUCUUUAAGACCUUCUCCCAACGAGUGGAGGAUAUCAACAUCAACGUAUUCCGUAGCCUCGACCCUUUGAAAUCGAAGCCUUCGGAUGGGUCCUCUUUCUUCCUGGACGCCCUCUUUUAUUGGAGAGAACUGAAUACUGCGGAAGACUUCAUCUCGUUUUACCAUGAAAUAAUGCCGUCUGUCCAGACCCUGCCUCAGAUUUUGCUGCACAAGGAGAAGAUCUUCUCGGAGCUUUUGAGCCGAUUGCAUAUGAAGGCCAAAUUGUCACUCGAGCCUAUUCUAAUGGAUAUACUAGAGGAGUUUAUACCCUUUAUGCAAAGGCUUGUUGAUACUCUGGCUGAUCUGCUAAAAAAUGGUGGUGACCGUGAUCCUGAAAUCAUUGAGCAUGUUUUUGCAUCUUGGUCAUGUAUCAUAAUGCAUCUUCAAAAAUAUCUUGUGAAGGAUGUCGUUUAUGUUCUCAAGAUCACAGGCAGAAUAAGGUUUUUUCCAAGGGAUUAUAUCCAAGAGUUCAUGGCUGAGGCGGUUUCCUUUUUGCUUAGGAAUUGCUCAAUUGACCAACUUACUAAAGGUAUAAGAAAGAUUAUGCGUGAGGUGGCGAAAAAUCGAUUGUCAGAUAGGAAGAUUGGGGCUAUUGCCUUGGUUUGGAAUGUGAUGAGAGGAACAUAUUUGAAGAUUCACUCAAGGGCAGAGAUAGUUUUGCAGUUGCUAAUGGAUAGAUCAAAUUUAAUGGUUUGUGAUAAAUUUUCUCAAGAUAAAGAAAGGAUGCUUGAAAUUGUCAGGCUACUUAUUCAGGCAUACAUUAUGCCUUGUGAAAGAUUGGAGUAUGAGGAUCGCACAUUAGUUGUUAAUGAAAUAUUGCAUCUCAUGCUUUGCCUUCUGGAUGUUCUUCCUACAUCUGUUGAUCUUUCAAGCUUUGUAGUGCUCUAUGCUCCAGCAUUUGAGUUGAGAGACUCUAGCUUGCUAACAUUUAUCAAGGGACUUGUUCAAAAGGAUCCUUCAAUUGUGUAUAGUUUCAGAACUCAUAUCAUUAGAUCUCUGGAUAAUUUGAUUGAAGCAUCACCAGAUGAAGUUGUAUUUUUAAUCCUGACCUUGUUUGGACAAGGCAAAGAACAAUUGAAUUUUAGUAUCAUGGAUAAUGUUUCAAAAGAUCAGGUCCUGAAGAUACACCAAUUCUUUGAGGAGGCACUUUGUUCUUGGACCAAGUUAAUCAAAGAUAUAGCAGGAAAUGAUAGUCAAACAAAAAUUGAAGUUAAUGAGCCUACACUGACCACGCUGUGGGGAUCUCUUUGCUGUUGUCCUCAUUUUCAGCUUCAAGAAAAUAAUUUAUUGGCAAUGCAUGAUUUUAUAAUCAAUCUCAACCAACUGCUGGAAACUAAUUCUGAUAGCAUUGCCGGUCUCUCGAAGUUCACAUGGCAGAGUCUUCUUGGUGCUUCUUUGGAAUCCUACUAUAAGGUGCUACUACUUGAUAGGAACAAACUAGUGGAGACCUGUGACAUUUUGGAUUUUGCGAAGAGGCACAAGAACUCACCACAUGUACUGUCUGCUGUAGCUGAAAUUUUGGAUUCUGUGUUUGGUUAUUUGAGGGAUGAUGGUAGGACUGAGGGUGUAUCUCAAGAACUAGACAUUCCAAAAGCUCUGGACUCAAUCAGCACAUUUUCAGAUAACCUCAGCAAUUCCAACAAGUCAAUCCGUUUAUCAACCUUAAGGAUCUUGUCUCAUCAUGCAGUUCUACAUGAAAUGCAAUCUAUGCCAGAUGAACCUCCUGUUAAAAAACUGAGAACAGAAGCAGCUGAAUCGUGCAAUAAAGAUGCUCAGUAUAGAGUUAUUGAUAUUCUCCUUUCAGUUGAGAAAGUUCCUCUUUCAGUCUCUACUAGUCGGAAAGCCAUCAUUCUUAUCUCCAGAUUGCAGAUGGGUAUUUCCUCGGCAAAGAUCCAUAAGGACUACCUUCCACUCUUAUUACAUGGAAUAAUUGGAAUCUUGCAUAAUAGAUUUUGCAAUUUAUGGGAUCCGGCAGUGGACUGUCUGUCAGUUCUAAUUGGUAAAUAUAAGGAGCUCAUAUGGGACAGAUUUGUUCAGUUCUUUGGGAACUAUCAGUCAAAAUUUUUAUCCUCAUGUGACCAGUUAGUGAAAUUGCAUCCUGAAUAUCCCAAACAAAAUGCUUUGAGCGACUACUUUAAGCGGUUUCUGGCCCCUGAUUCUGAUAACACACCAUGUGCAACCGUGAUGACUUUGUUGCUUAAAUCACUUCAGAAGGUCCCUGAGCUCGCAGAAUCUCGCUCUCGACAACUGAUUCCUUUGUUCCUGAAAUACUUGGGCUAUAGGGAAGGUGUUGAUGUGAGUGUUGAUUUGUUUGACUGUCAUAAUUCCAAGGAGAAAGAGUGGAGCAUAGUUCUGAAAGAAUGGUUGAGCCUGCUGAGGUUGUUUCGUAAUGCUCAAUCAUUGUAUCAAAGCCAAAUUCUUAAGAAAGUUUUGAUUAACAGGCUUCUUGAUGAAAUUGAUCCAGACAUUCAAUUGAAAGUUCUGGACUGCUUAUUGAACUGGAGGGAUGAAUAUUUUAUCCCAUAUGAUCAGCAUCUCAGGAAUCUGGUAGCAUCAAAAAAUUUACGUGAAGAGCUCACAGUAUGGGCUGUAUCAAAGGAAUCUCAAUCUAUUCAAGAGGGACAUAGAGACUAUUUGAUUCCUAUUAUUAUCCGAUUGCUGACACCAAAAGUCAGAAAGCCAAAGACGGACAUUGCAAAUAAGCAUGCAGGUGUCCAUCAUCGAAGGGCAGUUCUUUGUUUCUUGGCGCAACUUGAUGUUGAUGAACUUCAGCUAUUCUUUUCUCUACUGCUAAAACCUUUAUUUGCCCUCGGUCAUGGAACUGAUAGCUCAUGUGAGAAAUUUAAAGAUGGCUUACAAGUGUUUGAUCUUGUAGAAUUUUCAAGGACAAUAGGUGAUCUGUCAUGGAAGAAGAUUUAUGGAUUCUUGCAUGUAGUCAAAGAUAUUUUGAAAGCUUUUGAUGAGAUUCACAUCAGGCCAUUUCUUAAACUGUUGAUGGAAAUUGUUGUACGAAUCCUUGAAUCCUGCAUGUUAAAUAUCGCUGGUGCUAAUCAUUUCAAUCCUCUUUUGGUUGGACAUAUUUCUAGUUGUGACUUGAAGUCCCAGGAGAAAGAAUCUAUUGCUCACAACUCUGUCAGGAGUAGCAUAUCAAUUAAACAGUACAAAGAUGCAAGAUCAGUAUGCUUGAAGAUUAUCUCUGUUGUGCUUAAUAAGUAUGAUUCUCAUGAUUUUGGUUCUGACUUCUGGGAUAUCUUUUUUAGAUCUGUGAAGCCCUUAAUAGACAGCUUCAAGCAAGAAGGUUCAAGCAGUGAAAAGCCUAGUUCACUUUUUUCAUGCUUUGUUGCAAUGAGCAGAAGCCCCACAAUGUUCCUGUUAUUACAUAGAGAGGAAAGUCUUGUCCCUAAUAUUUUCUCAAUUCUAACCGUGAGGACCGCCUCUGAUGCAAUUAUAUCUGCGGUUCUUAAUUUUGCCUGGAAUUUGUUGAAUCUGGUUGAUGAUCUUAGUCAACAAGUGGAUGAUUCUCUCAAAGCGAUUCUUCUGCUUCACAUCGACACACUCGUCAGUAAUCUAUCGAUGUUAGUCCAGACCCACAAAGAAGUCAUUGGGAAACAAGCGAUAUGGCCUGGAGAGUCUCAACUAAGUGUAUUCAAAUUGUCAGUAAAACACAUAAGAGACCCAUUGACAGCUGGGCAGUUGAUUGAUAUUCUUCUGCAGUUUUUCAGACAGAAAGCAAAAAUUCAUGAUGACUAUUUGGAAGGUUUGCAUGUGAUCAAAGAUAUCCUUCCUGUUUUAGAUGACAAAAAAAUGGGAAAUGUUUUAAAUGCAAUCCGUCCACUUCUUACGCAUGUGGAUUUGGAUCUCCGUUUGCUUAUAUGUGAUAUUCUUGAUGGUCUAAUGAUGAAUGACCCAUCUUUGACUUUCCUGGCAAAACUUUUACGUCGACUGAAUGCUGUAUCAGCAUCAUCCUUAGAAAUUGGUGAGCCUGAUUAUGACACUAGAGUCGAGGCUUAUGGAUCAAUAAAGCCAGAGUUAUUUUCCGUGCUCAAAGAUGAUCAUGCAUUGAUAAUUCUGUCUCAAUGUGUAUAUGAUAUGUCAUCUGAAGAACUGGUCUUCCGGCAAAGUGCAUCAAGGGCCUUAUUAUCGUUUGUACAGUUUGCUGGGCCAAUUGUAAAUUCAGAGAAAAAGUAUUGUGAUGAAAUAAUCUCCAAAUUUGAGCCACAAGGCGACAAAGUAAAUACUACUCAAAGAUCAAGUGAUACUAGUGUUACUUGGACGAAAGUCUCCAUUCAGAAGAUCAUAAAGAACAUUUUUCUGUCCAAUAUGGGAGAAGCCAUGAAGAAGGAUAUCUCUGUGCAAAAAGAAUGGGUCAUUCUUCUUCGUGACAUGGUUUAUAAUUUUAAUGGAGAGCCAGCCCUCAAUUCAUUGAGGCCUUUGUACUGUGAGGAUGUAGAAACAGAUUUUUUCAAUAACAUUCUUCAUUUACAGAUACACAGGAGGAUAAAGGCAUUAGCACAUUUCAGGAAUGUUAUCAGUGUGGGAAACAUAUCUGAGAAUGUGACUGUGAAAAUAUUUGUUCCUCUGGUUCUUAAUAUGCUAUUUUAUGUGAAAGAUGGUAAAGGAGAACACCUAAGAAAUGCAUGUGUUGAGACACUUGCUUCUAUAUCAAGUCGUAUGCAGUGGGAUUCAUACCGCACUCUUUUGAUGAGAUGCUUUCGGGAAAUAAAAUUUAAGCCAGAUAAACAAAAAAUCUUGUUACGUUUAAUGUCUGCUAUUCUUGACAUGUUCCAUUUUUCUGAACCAAAUUCUGGUCAUGAAGUCGUUGAUGGUGAUUCUGCAGCUUCAAUUUCUUGUUCCAUCAGCGGGAAUUCCAAGAUUGCUUCCACCACUAGUUAUUCUGGGUUGAGAAUUCCUUGUCAUAUACAGAAUUAUCUGCAUGAGACUGUCCUCCCAAAGAUACAGAAGUUAUUGACAUCAGAUUCUGAGAAAGUCAAUGUUAAUAUUAGUCUUGCUGUCCUCAAACUGCUGAAGUUGCUACCAGUUGAUACCAUGGACUCACAGUUGCCUAGUGUCAUUCAUCGCAUUAGUAACUUUCUGAAAAAUCGCCUGGAAAGCAUUCGUGAUGAAGCAAGGCAUGCUUUAACUGCAUGUUUGAAGGAGUUGGGUAUGGAAUACUUGCAGUUUAUAGUCAAAGUUCUUCAAGCAACAUUAAAAAGAGGCUAUGAAUUGCAUGUUUUGGGCUAUACCCUUAAUUUCAUAUUAUCUAACACACUAACUGUUCCUGUUGCUGGUACACUUGAUUAUUGUUUGGAAGAGCUUCUUUGUAUAGUGGAAAAUGAUGUUCUAGGAGAUGUUGCUGAGGAGAAGGAAGUUGAUAAAAUUGCUUCAAAAAUGAAGGAAACUAGAAAAAGCAGGUCAUUUGAUACGCUGAAAUUGAUUGGCCAAAGGAUUACAUUUAGAACCCAUGCUUUGAAACUUCUUCUCCCACUAUCCAAAUAUUUAGAGAAACAUAUCAAGCCAAAAACAAAAGCUAAACUUGAAAUGAUGCUACAGCAUGUAGCCUCAGGAAUUGAAUGCAAUCCUUCUGUACAGCUGGAGGAACUAUUCAUAUUUGUGUAUGGUCUUAUUGAAGACAAUAUUCAUGAAGAUGAUUCAAAGGUUGACAAAGCAUCUGUGGUGAAAUCCUUUAACCAUGGAUUAGCAAAGUCUCAUCUUUUCAUUGUGUUUGCUCUUGGAUUACUGCACAAUCGUUUGAACAAUAUGAAAUUGGACAAGAAAGACGAACACCUACUGACGCUUUUAGAUCCUUUUGUCAAACUUCUUGGAGAGUGCCUGAAUUCCAAAUAUGAAGAUGUUCUUUCAGCUUCAUUUAGAUGCCUUGCUCCAUUGGUAAGGCUUCCUUUGCCAUCACUUGAAGCUGAGGCUACUAAAAUCAAGAUUUUACUUUUAGAUAUUGCACAGACAUCAGGAAAUCCGGGGAGUACUUUGGUGCAAUCUUGUCUAAAGUUGCUUACUGUGCUGUUACACAGUGGCAGGAUCUCACUUUCUGAUGAUCAACUUCACUCGCUUGUUCAGUUUCCACUCUUUGUGGAUCUUCAAACCAAUCCUUCUCCUGUUGCACUAUCACUUUUGAAGUCCAUUAUUGGCAGAAAGCUAGUUGUCCAUGAAAUCUAUGAUCUUGUUAUGAGAGUUGGAGAAUUGAUGGUAACAAAUCAGUCUGAAUCAAUUCGCAAAAAAUGCAGCCAAAUUUUAUUGCAAUUUUUGUUGGACUAUCAUCUUUCUGACAAGCGGUUGCAGCAGCAUAUGGAUUUCCUACUUACAAAUCUAAGCUAUGAACAUUGUUCUGGAAGAGAAGCCGUGCUUGAGAUGCUCCACACUGUCCUUGUCAAGUUUCCAAGAAGUGUUUUGGAUGCUCAGGCUCAUGCAUUUUUUCUCCAUCUGGUGGUUGCUUUAGCUAAUGAGCAUGAUGAUAAAAUCCGAUCUAUGAUUGCCACAGUAAUAAAGGAAUUGCUUAGUCGAACUAGCAGGCAUGCCCUCGAUCCCAUUUUGGCAUAUAGCCUUUCAUGGUAUACAAGUGAAAAGCAACAUUUGUGGAGUGCAGCAGCCCAGGUUCUUGGUCUAUUGGUUGAUGUACUGAAGAAAGGAUUUCAGAAGCAUAUAAAUAUAAUUUUGGAUGUGACUAGGAAUAUAUUGGAACAUUCUGUUGAUGCAAGCGGUGAAACAUAUGAUGCUUCAAAUAAUCUGAUAAUGCCAUUUUGGAAAGAAGCCUACCACUCCCUCAUUAUGUUGGAGAAGAUGCUUCUCAAUAUUCCGAGGCUCGCUUUUGAGAAGGACCUUGAGGAUAUUUGGGAAAUGAUCUGUAAAUUAUUGCUGCAUCCCCAUGUAUCAUUGCGGAAUAUAUCCAGUCGACUGGUGGCCUUGUAUUUCUCUGUUAUAUCUGAAGGUGGUAUUGGGGAUAAUGAUAGGUUGAAGUUUGAAACCUUGUCUCUGCUCAACCCAGGAAAUCUCUUUGCGAUAACUGUUUCCUUCUUGAAUCAACUGAGGAUGCCUCUAACUGAUGAUUCAACAAGCCAUAUAGUCACUCAAAAUCUAGUAUUUUCAGUGUGUGGGCUGCAUGCUUUCACCAGAAAGAGCAAUAAUGUCUUCCUGCAUGAAUUGUGGUCUACUCUUGACCCUCAUGAACAAGACUCCUAUCUCAGGGCUUUUGAAUCUCUUGGUUCGAAAAAAGCAAGGAGUGUUUUUCUACAAGCGACCAGUUCAAAGGUUUCAGCAAAAUUGAAUCAAUCUGAACAGGAGAGCAAGGGUGACCUUCAGGCCUUGCUUGUUCUGCCUCUUCUCAAGAGAAUGGGAAAGAUUGCCUUGGAAACGGACAAUGCUCAGAUGACUGUCAUCUUCAAUUCCUUUAAGACGAUUGCUUCACAAAUUGGUUCAGAGGGUUGCCAGGAAUAUGCUGUCUACUUAUUGCUACCACUGUAUAAAGUUUGUGAAGGGUUUGCUGGGAAGGUUAUUGGUGAUGAAGUUAAACAAUUAGCGGAAGAGGUCCGAAACAGCAUUCGCAAUGAAUUGGGCGUCGACAACUUUGUUAGGACUUAUAAUGAGAUUCGGAAAAUGCUGAGCAUGAAGAGAGACAAGAGGAGGCAGAAAUGGAGAGUUGCUGCUGUUGCUGACCCUGUACGCUAUGCCAAGAGGAAACUUAGAAUAGCUGAUAAGCACAGAGCUCACAAGAAGAGGAAGAUUGAAUUGAUGAAGUUCGGUAGAUGGAGGAGGUAGUUACAGUUAUACGAAAAGUUACUGAAGCUUUUUGAUAGAGAUAAGAGUGUACAGUAAUUCCGGUGUUGUUUUUGUUGUUGUUAUUUUUAUUAUUAUUUAUUAAAAAAAAUUCAAGUAGAUUUGUAUCCAUGAGCAGGAUUCAUGUAGAGGUAGCAAAUUUUGCGCU